Messenger RNA from Hibiscus syriacus, 553 nucleotides. RefSeq lists its product as uncharacterized. The coding region runs from base 94 to 546 and encodes 150 amino acids. The record is from RefSeq and is a predicted model, not a curated record. Lineage: Eukaryota; Viridiplantae; Streptophyta; Magnoliopsida; Malvales; Malvaceae. The transcript is spliced from 2 exons.
UAUAACUUCCCGAUUCGUGUUUAUAUACCCAUCCCAUUAAAAUCAUUCCGAAUUCCUAGGGUUUUAGACUAAACCAAAUCCUCCGAUUAAGAAAUGGAGACCGCGACUGGACAGGCGAACGCUAAGAGAAAGCCGGUGUUUGUGAAAGUGGAGGAUUUGAAACCCGGUACGACCGGGCACACUCUGAUCGUCAAAGUGGUAGAGACGACUCCUGUCAACACUUCCUCCAGGCCCAACAGGUCACGUGCUCUCCUAUCUCGACCUGCCCCUCCGGCCCGAAUCGCUGAGUGCGUUGUCGGAGAUGAGACCGGCACCAUCAUCUUCACUGCUCGCAACGAACAAGUCGAUCUUAUGACAAAAGGCGCAACUGUGAUUUUACGGAAUGCUAAGAUUGUUAUGUUCAAGGGGACUACAAUGAGGCUAGCAGUCGACAAAUGGGGACGGAUCGAGGUAACCGAGCCUGCUAAAUUCGAGGUUAAAGAAGAUAACAAUCUUUCUUUAGUUGAAUAUGAGCUUGUUACUGUUCCUGAUCAGGGUAUGAAUUAGGGGCUGA